Messenger RNA from Morus notabilis, 857 nucleotides. RefSeq lists its product as uncharacterized. The record is from RefSeq and is a predicted model, not a curated record. The coding region runs from base 155 to 664 and encodes 169 amino acids. NCBI's taxonomy places the organism in Eukaryota, Viridiplantae, Streptophyta, Magnoliopsida, Rosales, Moraceae. The transcript has a single exon.
AGGCCUGAGGAGAUUAAAAGAGACUCCCAAACCUGACAUGUUAAGAGAGUACUUCAAACUCAAAAAUAGAGAAGAAAAUAAUGAGUGAAUUACAUGCCUACUACUACCGCUACUAAACAAAUAUUCACACCACUUUUCCUUCUCUUUCCUCUCAAUGCUCUGCAGGCAUUCACUGGCUAUGGGGGAUCACCGAGCUCCACGUCAUCGAAAUGGGGCCCACCACAACCAGAACGACGACGGCGGCGCCGGAGACGGGUACGAGUGCUCCUGCAGGUCGUGCGCGGCGGCGAUGAUCGCGGACUGCGUGGCGCUCUGCUGCUGCCCCUGCGCCGUCGUCAACUUCCUGGCGUUCGCCUUCGUCAAGGUGCCGUGGGCGGUGGGAAGGAAGUGUUUGGGGGCCGGGAAAAGGAAGCGCAAGAAGAAAACGACGACGGAGAGAGGGGGAUACGACACCGACGGUGAUGUCGUUGGGGAGGAGGAAUCAAGAGAGAGGUGGUGGAGGGAGGAGGGUGUUUUGGAGAUUUCACGCUCGGAAGAAGGAAUGGAGUGUGUGAGUGCGAGAUUUGAAGCCGAGAGGGUUUGGUUGGAGUUGUACCAGAUUGGUCAUUUGGGGUUUGGGAGGCUUUCCUUCACCGGAAUUCAGCCUCAGCUCAAGGGCAAUUAGGGAAGUGGAGGUCAAAAAUUGUAAAGAGUUUUUUUUUUUUUUUUUCCUUUUUUUUUUGUGGGGGAAUAUUUGAAUCUGCUUUUUUUUUUUUUUUUUUACCCUUUUAACUAGUGAUGGGAAAAAAGUACCUACCUGCAAUUCAAAGUUCAACUUGGGUUUUACUGAUCAAAGAACCACUCGGGUUUCUACUCAU